Ceutorhynchus assimilis (cabbage seed weevil) is the source of this 2255-nucleotide messenger RNA. NCBI's taxonomy places the organism in Eukaryota, Metazoa, Arthropoda, Insecta, Coleoptera, Curculionidae. The record is from the annotation of a GenBank genome assembly.
GUUUUAUGAAGCGUCCUGUUAAUUUUUAAAAGGGCGUGUUUGCGUUGAAAUCCGGCUUUUUGUAGUGAAUUUUCCAGUUAAAAUAAGCUUUUUUUGUCGUCAAAGCUGUAUCCUCCAUUCGACUUAAAAAGUUUCAGCUCGAGCUUCAAAAUGCGUGGCAGUAGAGGCUACUCAUCAAGCUACUCGCCCAGAGGAAGCUCUUACAGGGGCUCGUCAAGAGGUAGUCCUUGGAACAGCGGUGGAGGCAGAGGCGGAGGCUAUGGAAAACCCAGGGAAUCCUACUCGUCUUCGUUUGAAACUCCUAGGUUUAGCGGCGGUGACAGGUCUUACAAGGAAGACUAUCCCAAGUCUUAUCGCAAAAUGGAAAGUUACGGUAGAGAGAGACACUCUCCUGAUAGAAAGAGGCCUAGGAACGAGGGUCCGCCGAGGCACGAAUAUGGUCGUGGAUAUGACUCGUACCCCUCAGAACGUAGGGAGUAUUCUGAGCGCGAAAGACACCCCUCGUCGAGCUCCUACCGCGUUUCUAGCGGCGGCAGACGGGAAGAAUUCAGAAAGCCCCCACCAAUCGUGAGGGGCGGCGGCAGGGGCCGAAUCAGUUCCAGAGGAAUAGGAUCGUCACGCGGUGGCUUUAGCGUGAGGAGAGAAAGAGGCGGUGGAAGUCUUGUCAGAAGACGAUUGGCAGACAGAUCUUAUAUCAUCAAAAAACGCGGAUUGAUUAGAUCAGGAGAGUUUUCCAGGAGAUCUAGAGGCUCUAGAAUCAGGAGCAGUAUCGGUAGACGCAGGAUCCAAGAAUUGCUCAGCGACAGCGAAAAAGAAUCAAGCGAAGAAGAGGUAAAGAAAAUUAAAACCGAAAAGGCGGAUGAAAGCGAAACUGCAGAAGGAGAAGAUGCCCCAGCCGCAGAAGAAGGCGAAAAGAAGGCCGACGAUGAAGCUGAAGCUGAGAAAAAGGAGAAAAAGGAAAAGAAAGAGUCAACUGCAAAAUCUCCUGGCAGAGUUUUUAUCAAACUCGCUUGCCCUCAGUGCAACAUUAAAGCUCCAACUUUCAGAAGCUACGAGAUCCAUCUAAGAGGCAGGACUCAUUUGAUUAACAUGCGCAAACUAGCUAGCAAGCAACGACUAAUAAUCAAUCAAAUGCGUCAAUCUCAACGUAGCGCUCAAAACGAGCUAGAAAAAUCUGGAGAUGGCAUCACAGUGCACACUGUCUAUUGUCCCGUAUGCAAAUUGAACUACAAGCAAGAGCGCGCUGUGCAUCAAGCCACCUCCGCUCACGUUAACAUGAAGGCUUUCCUGAUGCCCAAAUGCAAAGUGUGCAAGAUUUCAUUCAAAAGCCCAAUGGUUUAUGAGCAUCAUUUGUGCAGCAUCGAGCAUUUGAAGGUGAAGCAAAAGAGCGAUGCCCCUGUUGCUGAAGUGGAAGAAGAUUUGAACGAAUUCACUACAAUCGAUUCGGUUGGCGAUGAAAAAGCCGCCGAAGAAGCUGAAAAGGAGGCCAAGAAAAAGACAAAAGUCAACAUUGGGGCUGAAAAAAUUAUGAAAAUUGAAGCGCAUUAUUGCGACAUGUGCCGCAUGUUUUUGCCUAUUGGAACUGAAAAUGAGUAUCCGGAUAUUUUGGCUAGCCAUUGCAGGAAACACUUCCAUGUGUCGCGUUAUAUGAGAUACAAGGAGAGUGAAGAGAUUAAAGCUAAAGCUGAGAAGUUGCGCCUCAAAGAACUUGCUGAAAAGGAAGCUAAAAAAGAAGAUGAUGGUGAAAAAGCAUCAGAUGAGCCUGCUGGUGACGUUGAAAUGGCUGAUGCAGAUGUUUCCAAGUCUGCAGAGGAUGAUAAGCUUUGGGAUGCCGUAGACAAGGAUCUCGGUGAGCUGUUGGAAGAGGAGACCAGGGAUGAUGAAGAUGAUGAGGAAGGUGUUAAUGGAGAACGAUAUGACAGAUUCAAGAGUGCAGAUGCAGGUAAAGAUGCAGACCCAUUGAAAGCUGAAAAGAAGGGCCAAGAAGUCCCUGAAGCUAAAAAAUAAAUAUUUAAUCGUUGGCGCUUCAGCCUUUUAGUUAGUAGUUUUAUCUGUCGGAAACAUGUGUUAGAUUUAGAUGUGUGCAAUUGAUUUUUGAGAAUUCGUUGUUUGUGUUUUGUAUACAUCAUAAUCUGACUAUUUGAUAUAUUGUAUUCAUUUACGUAAAGGUGUCGUGUAAGUAGAUUUAAUUGUAGUUUAACUUUCAGUUUAAUUGUAAUUUUAUGUUUAGUGAAAUAAACAUGCGGAAAGCUUAA